This is a messenger RNA of Helianthus annuus (common sunflower), 1556 nucleotides long. RefSeq names its product probable nucleolar protein 5-2. Gene Ontology annotation, cellular component: small-subunit processome; box C/D methylation guide snoRNP complex. Lineage: Eukaryota; Viridiplantae; Streptophyta; Magnoliopsida; Asterales; Asteraceae. Gene Ontology annotation, molecular function: snoRNA binding. The record is from RefSeq and is a predicted model, not a curated record.
CACACAAACUAGGGUUUCUCUCAUCUCUCAUUUGGUCUGCUGCUCAUCCUCUCAUCCUCUGCUCUCUCUUGCGGCGAUUCAAAAACACGAAGCGUUUGAUGAAGAUAUCACCAGAUUGGUUCAGAUUUUGCUAUCUUCGGCUGCUAUUGAUGGUGGUUGUCUGGUUAAGUUGGCCAUUCCGACCACUCGACAACCCUAAGGGUUUUCUUUCACUAGACGGCGAUGUAUUUUCCGGCAUAGUGACACAAGAUCGAUUCGACUUCUCGGGUUUCUUUCUCCAGCGAUUCCGACAUUAGAUCUACUGGGUUCAGCUUCUCGGAGUAAUUGAAAGAAGUCACAAGAAUGUUAGUGCUUUUUGAAACCCCAGCGGGUUUUGCCCUUUUCAAAGUACUCGAUGAACGAAAGCUUUCCAAAGUCGAUGAUUUGUGGAAGGAGUUCUCAUCUGCCGACACAGCCAGACAGGUUGUAAAGCUAAAAGCUUUCUCAAAAUUCGAGAACACAUCUGAAGCGUUGUCAGCCGCAACCCUAUUGGUUGAAAGCAAGCCCAACAAAGGUUUGCGUAAGUUCUUGCGUGCUCAUUGUGACGGUGAGUCGUUGGCUGUUGCUGACUCCAAGCUUGGAAAUGUUAUCAAGGAAAAACUGCAAAUAGACUGGGUUCACAACCAAGCUGUCAUGGAGCUUAUGAGGGGAGUAAGAAGUCAAUUGACAGAACUCAUUACCGGUUUAGGUGCGCAAGAUCUAGCGCCGAUGAGCUUGGGUUUAUCUCAUAGUUUGUCUAGAUAUAAGCUUAAGUUCAGCCCAGAUAAGGUAAUCUUUUUUUCAUUCGUUAAUAAUUAUAUUCGAUAUGAUGCUCUUGGAGAUAAUCAAGAUAAUUCUAUGGGGGUGGAGAACCGGCUCAAGCUUGAAGCAAGAUUAAGAAAUCUUGAAGGGUGGGAACUUGGGUGUUCUGCUGGAUCAACUAAAGGCAAACCGAAGAUUGAGGCUUACAACAAAGACUUCAAGAAAGGAGAUGGAGCAAUGAUCACCCCUGCAUAGGCUCCGAAGAAAGGCGUGAAGACUGUUGCAACUAAGAAGAAAACGGUGGGAAGCUUUGAUGCUGGUUAUGGGAGUUUCAUUAUGUCAAGAUUGGUGGGACCUAAAAAGACUCGUGAGAUGUGGUUUUUGGCAUGGUUCUACACUGCUUAAGAAGCGGAAAAAAUGGGGUUGAUUAACACAGUAGUCCCUGGAGAUCAUAAGAAACAGCCCAACUGCCAUUCGCGUGCUAAAAGCAGCCAUAAAUGCAGUCGAUGAUGGGCAUGCUGUACACCAGGAACUAGGUGGAAAUGCAACUCUCAUUUUCUAUGGAAUGGAAGAAGGCAACGAGGGAAAGACAGCUUACAUGGAACGCAGGCCUCCAAACUUUUCUAAGUUUCCCCGGCGACCAUAAUUUAUCAAAUUUUGUUGAAUAAUAUUACAAGCUUUUGUGGCUUCAUUUUUGUAUCCUUCUCUGUACCCGGAAUAAGAGGUAAUGAAAUUUAUUUGGUAUUCCGUUAAAUACAAGUUAUUCAUGCAAUUUA